Messenger RNA from Antechinus flavipes (yellow-footed antechinus), 936 nucleotides. RefSeq names its product olfactory receptor 6C74-like. Gene Ontology annotation, molecular function: olfactory receptor activity; G protein-coupled receptor activity. The transcript has a single exon. The record is from RefSeq and is a predicted model, not a curated record. NCBI's taxonomy places the organism in Eukaryota, Metazoa, Chordata, Mammalia, Dasyuromorphia, Dasyuridae. Bases 1 to 936 code for a protein of 311 amino acids. Gene Ontology annotation, cellular component: membrane. Gene Ontology annotation, biological process: G protein-coupled receptor signaling pathway.
AUGAGAAACCAUACAACAGUGACAACAUUCAUUCUUUUGGGCCUGACAGAUGAUCCAGAUUUACAGAUUGUGAUUUUUCUCUUUCUCUUCCUAACAUACACACUAAGCAUUGGAGGAAAUCUCAGCAUCAUCCUUCUUACCUUUCUGGAUCCCCAUCUCAAAACGCCCAUGUAUUUCUUCCUUCGCAAUUUCUCCUUUUUAGAAAUAUCUUUGACAUCUGUUUGUAUUCCCAAAUUUCUGGUCACCAUUGUGACCAUGGACAAAAGAAUUUCCUAUAAUGCUUGUGUAACUCAGUUGUUUUUUGCCAUAUUGUUGGGGUCUUCGGAGUUUUAUCUCUUAGCUGUUAUGUCUUAUGAUCGCUAUGUGGCCAUCUGCAAGCCUCUGCAUUAUAUGAGCAUCAUGAAUAACCAAGUAUGCACCAAGCUUAUCCUUGGCUCUUGGCUAGCUGGCUUACUGACAAUCUCCCCGGGACUUAUCAUGGGCCUCCAACUGGAUUUCUGUGAUGCUAAUGUCAUUGAUCACUUUGCCUGUGACUAUUCUCCAGUUCUGCAGCUCUCCUGCACUGACACUCAGGUCAUUGAGCUGUGGAGUUUUUUUUUAGCCUUACUGACACUCUUAGCCACUUUGGCUCUAGUACUUCUUUCCUAUGCAAAUAUCUUUAGGACAAUUCUGAGAAUCCCCUCCAAAGAGCAAAAGAAAAAGGCUUUUUCUACAUGUUCUUCUCAUAUGAUUGUUGUCUCCAUCUCUUAUGGCAGUUGUAUCUUCAUGUAUAUUAAGCCUUCAGCCAAGGAAAGGGUAGCCUUUAACAAAGGAGUAGCCAUCCUCACCACUUCAGUGGCCCCCCUUCUAAAUCCUUUCAUCUACACUUUAAGAAACAAACAAGUAAAGCAAGCCUUCAAGACUAUAACCAGAAAAAUGUUUUUCUCAAUCAAAUGA